AUGAGCCGAAGUAGCGGUGGCGGCGGCGGUGUCGCGGAGGCCAAUGGCGAACUAAGAAUAUUGCUAGUGGUGACUGUGAUCAUCGGUCUCCUUCUCAUGUUCUCCCUUUUAAUGUGUUAUGCGUGUGUCCUAAAGCGACUAUGCUGCGGUACACCUAGAGAGCGAGCGAAGCAUGUUGCUUGUGCUAGAAGAACUGAAAGCUAUCCUAUGGGUGACGUCACGUUACUCUCUCAACCCACGGAGAGUGAACGAGUUUAA
Molecule: messenger RNA, 258 nt
Organism: Arctia plantaginis
Lineage: Eukaryota; Metazoa; Arthropoda; Insecta; Lepidoptera; Erebidae
Source: the annotation of a GenBank genome assembly